AUGAACAGCCCAUGUAAACAUAUUGGUAGAAGUCAGCGAACAUUGUCGAAAACCCUGAAUAGUGUUGUUUAUGCGGUUAUCUUUCCUAAUAAUGCUAAAGCACGGGAAGUUCACGCUAGAUAUAUUAGGUGCAUUCAGUGCAAAACGCGAUUGAAUGCAUUGAUGUGUGCAUGCUGCCAGUGUUCAACUUUUGCAUGUUUAACACAUAUACAUGAUCAUCUGGCAACCAAAGAACAUCUCUUCGCAGUUUCUGUGGAAACAGGUUUUAUUUAUUGCUAUCAAUGUGGUGAUUUUGUAUACGACCAUCAGAUGGAGGAUGCCCGACGAGAUGCCGAAAAUGGUUGUCGACGAUCGCUGAACUUAAGUACCCGAAGUAUUUGGUAUCCAGGUGCAGCUGUUGUGGAUGUUUGUCAUGAUGAUCCUACUCGAAUGGUUCGCUUUUCGAGGAGUAGUAUCCGAGGUUUACGUGGACUGGUGAAUUUGGGAAAUACAUGUUUCAUGAACUGUAUUAUACAAGCUAUCGUACAUACACCACAUCUAAAGGAUUAUUUCCUCACUGAUCAGCACCACUGUGCUUCAUCGUCAUCUCAUAGCAAAGCUCAAUGUCUGAUGUGUGAGCUUGCCAACACUUUUCAGGAGUUUUACAAAGGCGAUGUUACACCUUACAAACCGAAUAGAUUUCUGAAUCUCGUCUGGACACAUGCUAGGCAUUUAGCUGGCUACGAACAACAGGACGCACAUGAAUUCUUUAUCGCUGCUCUUGACGUACUUCAUCGACAUUCCGGAAGCAGUUCACUUCCCUCUAUGCCAAAUGAAUGUAAUUGUAUUAUUGAUUGGAUCUUCACCGGAAAAUUACAAUCUGAUCUCACAUGCUCAAUCUGUGGGUGUGUUUCAACAACUGUUGACCCAUUUUGGGAUAUAUCGCUUGAUGUGGCGCAAGAAGUGUUACGUUCACCCAACAGCAGCUCCGGUUCACCACAGCAAAUUACUUUAGAAGAUUGCUUACAUAGGUAUAUAAUGCCCGAGCAUUUGGGAAGCAAUGCGAAGACGAAAUGUGCUCGUUGUGAGACAUACGAAGAAUCAACGAAGCAGCUCACUCUAAAAACUCUUCCAAUGGUUGCCUGCUUUCAUUUAAAACGUUUUGAACAUAGUCGCAAAGACCGGAAGAAAAUGGAUACUAAAAUCAAAUAUCCACAAUUCAUCGAUAUGACACCGUUCACGGCCUCAUUUCGCGAGCGUUCCGCCAGUACUCCAGAGAGCAAAACUAGUAUAGUCACUGACUUGCUCACAACGAAUCGAAACAAAUACGAACUGUUUGCAGUUGUGAAUCACUUGGGAACGAUGGAAAGUGGACAUUACACGUGCUACAUUCGGCACCAACGUAACCAGUGGUUUCAGUGUGAUGACCAAAAAGUUACGAAAGUACCGACAGAACGAGUCCUCUCUUCCCAAGGCUAUUUAUUGUUUUACCAUAAGUGUCAUGCUGAUUAUUAUUAA
Cercopithifilaria johnstoni is the source of this 1497-nucleotide messenger RNA. The record is from the annotation of a GenBank genome assembly. Lineage: Eukaryota; Metazoa; Nematoda; Chromadorea; Rhabditida; Onchocercidae.